UCCCUCCCGCGAGCACGGCGGCCGGCGCCGGACGGCUUCUGCGUUCAGCCGGGCCGGGGAGGCUCCGGCCAGACACUUUAAUUCCAUCCUGCCAGAAAGGGGCGAGUCCCAUCUUGAGCUUUCCGCGCAGCCUGGCUCGCUCCUCCGUGCGCCUCGGCUUCUGCCCGGCCUCCGGGAGAUGAGUCCUGGGUCUGCCCUGCGUGCUCCGGCGGCGUCGGUUCCGAGCGGCGGCCCAAAGUAGUGACACUUGCUGGGAGCCACUGCUGGAAAAGUGAGCCGAGGCGGCGCGAGCUCGGCUCUCCUUGCGCCCGGGCGCCGGCUGCCUCUUGCUCUGCCUUCCCCUCGGCUCCCCGGCGGCCGCAGCAUGAAGUGGCGCAGCGAUGGCCAGGAGAGGUAAGAAGCCGGUGGUGAGGACGCUGGAGGAUCUGACGCUGGACUCGGGUUAUGGUGGCGCGGCGGACUCGGUGCGCUCCUCCAACUUGUCCCUGUGUUGUUCCGACUCGCACCCGUAUGGCGGGAGCUGCUGGCCGCCUCUAGCUGACUCCAUGCACAGCCGGCACAACAGCUUUGACACCGUCAACACUGCCCUGGUGGAGGACUCCGAGGGGCUGGACUGCGCCGGCCAGCACUGCUCGCGGCUGCUGCCGGACCUCGACGAGGUCCCCUGGACCCUCCAGGAGCUGGAGGUGCUGCUGCUGCGCUCGCGGGACCCCCGGGCAGGCCCGGCGGCCCCCGGCGGCCUGCCCAAAGACGCGCUGGCCAAGCUGUCCAUGCUGGUGAGUCGGGCGCUGGUGCGCAUCGCCAAAGAGGCGCAGCGCCUGAGCCUGCGCUUCGCUAAGUGCACCAAGUACGAGAUCCAGAGCGCCAUGGAGAUCGUGCUGUCCUGGGGCCUGGCGGCUCACUGCACGGCGGCCGCGCUGGCCGCGCUGUCCCUCUACAACAUGAGCAGCGCCGGCGGCGACCGCCUGGGCCGUGGCAAGUCGGCGCGCUGCGGCCUCACCUUCUCCGUGGGCCGCGUGUACCGCUGGAUGGUGGACAGCCGCGUGGCGCUGCGCAUCCACGAGCACGCCGCCAUCUACCUGACUGCCUGCAUGGAGAGCCUCUUCCGGGACAUCUACUCGCGGGUGGUGGCCUCCGGGCUGCCCCGGAGCUGCAGCGGCUCCGGCCCCGGCUCCAGCUCCGGCGCAGGCCCGGGCUCCGGCCCCGGCGCGGCCCCUGCAGCGGAUAAGGAGCGGGAGGUGCCCGGAGGGGGAGCGGCGAGCGGUGGCGCCUGCAGCGCAGCCAGCAGCGCCAGCGGGGGCAGCAGCUGUUGCGCCCCGCCGGCCGCCGCUACGGCCCCGGCAGCCCCGCCGGCCGCUGCUGCUGCGGCUGCUGCUGCGGCUGCGGCCGCGGCCGCCAACCACCACCUUCACCACCACCACGCGCUCCACGAGGCGCCCAAGUUCACCGUGGAGACGCUGGAGCACACGGUCAACAACGACUCCGAGAUCUGGGGGCUCCUGCAGCCCUACCAGCACCUCAUCUGCGGGAAGAACGCCAGCGGAGUGCUGUGCCUGCCUGACAGCCUGAAUCUUCACAGAGACCCACAGCGCUCAAGCAAGCCGGGAGAACUGCCCAUGUUCAGCCAGUCUGAGUUGAGGACCAUCGAGCAGUCCCUGCUGGCCACCCGCGUGGGCAGCAUCGCAGAACUGAGUGACCUGGUGUCCCGAGCCAUGCAUCACCUGCAGCCCCUCAAUGCCAAGCACCACGGCAAUGGCACCCCCCUGCACAACAAGCAGGGGGCGCUCUACUGGGAGCCUGAGGCCCUGUACACCCUUUGCUAUUUCAUGCACUGCCCGCAAAUGGAGUGGGAAAAUCCCAACGUGGAGCCUUCCAAAGUCAACCUCCAAGUGGAAAGGCCCUUCCUCGUGCUGCCGCCGCUGAUGGAGUGGAUCCGGGUGGCCGUGGCGCACGCCGGCCACCGCCGCAGCUUCUCCAUGGACAGUGACGACGUCCGCCAGGCGGCCCGGCUGCUGCUGCCCGGCGUGGACUGCGAGCCGCGCCAGCUCAGGGCCGACGACUGCUUCUGCGCGUCUCGGAAGCUGGACGCGGUGGCCAUCGAAGCCAAGUUUAAGCAGGACCUGGGUUUCCGGAUGUUGAACUGUGGAAGGACGGACCUGGUGAAACAAGCAGUGUCUCUCCUAGGGCCUGAUGGAAUCAACACCAUGAGCGAACAGGGCAUGACCCCUCUGAUGUAUGCCUGUGUCCGUGGGGACGAGGCGAUGGUCCAGAUGCUGCUGGAUGCCGGAGCUGACCUGAAUGUGGAGGUUGUCAGUACUCCUCAUAAAUAUCCAUCCGUCCACCCCGAGACCCGCCAUUGGACGGCUCUGACUUUUGCUGUGUUGCAUGGACAUAUUCCUGUAGUUCAGCUUCUCCUGGAUGCCGGGGCCAAGGUGGAGGGCUCUGUGGAGCAUGGCGAGGAGAACUACUCUGAAACGCCCCUGCAGCUGGCGGCCGCCGUCGGAAAUUUUGAGCUGGUUAGUUUGCUGUUGGAGCGUGGCGCCGACCCCCUGAUAGGAACCAUGUACAGGAAUGGAAUUUCUACAACCCCCCAGGGUGAUAUGAACUCUUUCAGCCAGGCUGCAGCCCACGGACACAGGAAUGUGUUCCGCAAACUGCUCGCUCAGCCAGAGAAGGAGAAGAGCGAUAUCCUGUCCCUGGAGGAGAUUCUGGCUGAGGGGACUGACAUGGCAGAGACAGCCCCGCCCCCCCUGUGCACCAGCCGCAACAGCAAGGCCAAACUGAGGGCCCUGAGGGAGGCCAUGUAUCACAGCGCUGAGCAUGGCUACGUGGAUGUCACAAUUGAUAUCAGGAGCAUAGGCGUCCCGUGGACCCUGCACACGUGGCUGGAGUCCCUGAGGAUCGCCUUCCAGCAGCACCGCAGGCCCCUCAUCCAGUGCCUGUUAAAGGAAUUCAAGACCAUUCAAGAGGAGGAGUACACGGAGGAGCUCAUCACCCAGGGCCUGCCCCUGAUGUUCGAGAUCCUGAAAGCCAGCAAGAAUGAAGUGAUCAGCCAGCAGCUAUGUGUCAUCUUCACUCACUGCUACGGGCCCUACCCCAUCCCCAAGCUCACGGAGAUCAAGCGGAAACAGACCUCUCGCCUGGAUCCUCAUUUCCUUAACAAUAAAGAAAUGUCUGAUGUUACCUUUCUGGUGGAAGGAAGACCGUUUUAUGCUCACAAAGUGCUGUUAUUUACAGCCUCUCCAAGGUUCAAAGCGCUCCUCUCCAGCAAACCGACAAACGACAGCACCUGCAUCGAGAUCGGCUAUGUGAAGUACCCCAUCUUCCAGCUGGUCAUGCAGUAUCUCUACUACGGUGGCCCCGAGUCACUUCUCAUCAAAAACAACGAGAUCAUGGAGCUUCUGUCUGCUGCUAAGUUUUUCCAGCUGGAGGCGUUGCAGCGACACUGUGAGAUCAUCUGUGCAAAGAGCAUCAACACCGACAACUGCGUGGAUAUUUACAACCACGCCAAGUUUCUAGGAGUCACAGAGCUCUCAGCCUACUGCGAAGGCUACUUUCUCAAAAACAUGAUGGUCCUCAUCGAAAACGAAGCAUUCAAGCAGCUCCUCUAUGACAAAAGCGGCGAAGGGACGGGCCAGGAUGUGCUGCAGGACUUACAGAGGACGUUGGCCAUCAGGAUUCAAUCAAUCCACUUGUCAUCUUCCAAAGGUUCGGUUGUAUGAGGGGUCGGCUGCAGGGAAUGCUCCGUGGGGACCUUGCCUGUUCUGCUGCGCUGGCUUCACACCGAUACGUACAACCUUCACUGGCGUCUCUUUCUGGCUGGGCCAAGGAGCUGCCUCGAUUGCCUCGGCUUCUCCUGAAUAAGCAAAUUCAGCUCCCGUGUAUUCCUGUUGAAAAACCAAGGACAUUCCAAGGUCCUUACAGCUGGGUCCAGAGCCUGCCGGUCGACAUGGGGCUGCCAAGCUAACCCCAUCUGAAAGCACCCCCAGGGCAUUUGAACACCCACUGCUGGGAACUGCUGACAGGUGGAUGGAUUGAGAACUGAAGGUCAUUCAGGUUCCAGGUUGACCUUUGGAGAACUUGACUGUACUCACCCUGAAGAGCGUAGUACUUACACAUCAAGGACCUUCGGAGCUGCAGUUCAGCAGAGCCAGCCACGGUGGCAUGGUAACUGCUACCUAUAAGGAAGAAAUAAUUUGGCAAAUUUUUAGGGGUGGGAACUUUAUAAAAUGUUCAUAAAAACAAACAGGACAGCCUUGUAGUUUAAAAUAUAUUUCUAAAAGCUUAAUGGUUCAUUUUCAACUGAAUUAUGUUUAGGGAUCUGUGUUUUGAGGUUUUUUUUUUUUUUUUUUUUUAAACAGUAGGUCGCAGGUCCAUUCUGUAUAGACAUGCAUCUGACAAGAUAGUGCUGAUAUUCUACACAAGAUGAGUAAUCUUGCCUUAGUGAUCAUGGUUACACAAAAGAGGUGCACUGCCAAUAAUUAUCUCUAAUUCAAUAGCUGAAAACAGCCUGCAUGCUAAUUGUGGUUUUGGGGUAAGAAUAAAACACCCCCACCUAACAAACACAUGCAUUUGCAUGGGCUCAAACCUGUGAAAUGUUACUUUUGUGCUUCAUUUUUGCCAAGGUAAAAAACAUUCCAUCCCUUCUUGCUAAACAAAAAGUCCAUCUGGUGAAACUGUCAUAUCCAUUUCUUUUCUUAAUUGUGAAUGAUGCUGGGAUGCUUUUGCAGAAAUUUGUCAUAGAGGAUGCUGGAUGGGGGGUGGGGGUGGGGGCACGUCCGAGAAUUUACUAUUAAUCCCAGAGUUUUCUCGGUAUUCUCAGAUGUUAAUAGUUUGUUACUAGCCAGAGAACAUGACUAUGUUAGAUUAUUUUUAAAGAUGAAACAUGUAUGAUAGGAUGGAUUCUUUCUGUAUCCUAAGAGUGUACAGUAUAGGAUUAUCUAUAAGGAGAGUUUCUAUCGACAGGGUUCCGUUUGCUCUGCCAUAUAUUAUAAACAAAAGAGAUGGGUGAAGUGCCACGAUAUUCCAAAUAAUUCUUGAGUUGCUGCCUCGGUUCUUGUCCUUUCAUUUCAGACCUAAUACAUGCAGUAAAAACUAGGAGAAUGACUUUUACCCUUUGGGAUGGCAAAGUUUCGUUGGUAAACCUAUUUCCUAGCAUGCCUUUGGGAAGUUGUACGCAGACCUAGAUUCUAAAGGAGCUGCUGUUUCUCCAUCACACCAGCUCCCUGAGCCAUUUUUGUCCAGAGGCCCGAUGUCCAGUCCUGUGUUGUGGGUAGAAACCACGGAGUGCUGGGGCCACGUCUGUCUACACUGUCGGUUCUUCAGAGGCCGAUCCGCCAGGCCUCCCUUCCACUCGUCGCUGGCAACCCUCUCCAGGCCCCGCCAUCAAGUGAGGAAGGGGAAGAAACUGGCUGCAGAGUCCACAUUACAGACAAGGCAGCACAUGUGUAAGUCGGCGCUGUCUCCUGUCCUGUGUCCUCGGAGAUGCCGCCUGGAGGCUUCCUUAACUCCUGGGAAGGUCGAAUGCUAGUCCUGGGCCUCUGGGCAUUGACUGUACGGUGGCGACUCCUGGCGGGCUUCUGUUAUAGUUUGGUGUGCUUUCUCUGUCAUUAAAAGAAAUGAUUUU
Messenger RNA from Talpa occidentalis (Iberian mole), 5626 nucleotides. RefSeq names its product ankyrin repeat and BTB domain containing 3 (gene ABTB3). The transcript is spliced from 17 exons. The record is from RefSeq and is a predicted model, not a curated record. Gene Ontology annotation, molecular function: protein heterodimerization activity. Lineage: Eukaryota; Metazoa; Chordata; Mammalia; Eulipotyphla; Talpidae. Bases 381 to 3722 code for a protein of 1113 amino acids.